This is a messenger RNA of Cuscuta epithymum, 3244 nucleotides long. The record is from the annotation of a GenBank genome assembly. Lineage: Eukaryota; Viridiplantae; Streptophyta; Magnoliopsida; Solanales; Convolvulaceae.
CAUAAUACUCACUCUUCCUUUUUCUUCUGCAAUUCACAAAUCAUGGCUCCGGUUCAAAUUUUUUUGUCUGAUGUCACUCUCAACCUCAAACGCAAUGAAGCACUGUUACUACGUGUAGUGCGUAAGUGGGUUGUUCAAUACGAGGAAAACAGAUUCAUGGAAUUGGUGUUAGUCGAUGAGAAGCGCAUGCGUAUUCAAGCAUCAAUAUCUCAAACAGAAAUCCCACUCUUUGAUGAUCUGUUGGAAGAAGGUGGGUUGUAUGCAAUGUUGAGCUUCACUGUCAAGUCAAAUAAUGGAAAGUGGAGACCUACAUCACACCGUUUCAAGCUUCAAUUCAAUGAAACAACUAAAGUAUUGCGUCAGGAUCUGCAACAGCAUCAGGACUUUCCCCGAGAAAUUUACAAUUUUACAUGUUUCAAUGAUAUUCACAACUAUCCUGAUGUGGCUGCUCCAGAUCUCAUCGAUGUUAUUGGUGCGUACAAUCCCCUGGACAAAUUCAAGAAGCUUCACACAGAUUCAGGAUCAACAUACACCAGCUUUUAUAUUCGUGAUAUCGAAAAUAAGAGGCUCUUUUGUACUCUAUAGAAUGUGUACGUUGACCAGUUUGAGGCAUAUUUAUCUGAACCAAGAUCAAGCCCGGUGGUUAUUUUGCUGCAGCUGUGCCGUAUCAAUCCAAAAUAUGGUGGAUGUUCCACAAAAGGAGUAGCUACAUCUUUCCAUGUGACAAAACUUCUUCUUGAUGCACAAGUUCCAGAUAUAGAAGAUUUCCGUGUGAGGCAUCCGACAACCGUACGCCAGAAAAAGUUGAUGAGAUUAAAAUGUAUUACGAUUGUCGGUAUAUCUCUGCGUGUGAAGCGGCUUGGAGAAUAUUUGGAUUCCACAUUCAUUACAGGGACGUCGCGGUUGAACGUCUAAGCUUUCAUCUCCCGAACCAACAUCACGUCUACUACAAUCCUGAACAAUCUGUCACUUCCGUGCUUGGACGUCCUACUAUCCACGCUACUAAGUUUUUAGCUUGGAUGCAUGCAAAUAAUGUGUAUCCUCAAGCUAGGAACUUAACUUAUGCUGAAUUUCCUACAAAGUUCACCUGGAAAAACAAUACAAGAGAGUGGGUACCACGACAAAGAGGCACCGCAAUUGGAAGACUAUAUUUCAUGCGCCCAGGAGCAGGGGAGAAAUAUUAUUUGAGGAUGCUCCUUGGUGUCGUGAAGGGUGCAAGGAGUUUUGAAGAACUCAGGACAGUUGAUGGAGUCAUACACUCGACGUUUAGAGAAGCUUGCUCUGCCCGUAAUAUGUUAAAUGACGAUAAAGACUAUAUAGAUGGACUUAUAGAACAAAGCCAUUGGGCAACAGCGCAUGAACUUCGCAUCACAUUUGUUCAUCUUUUACUACAAGAGUCAUUAUCUAUGCCCAGUAUGGUUUGGGAGAAGUGUUGGUCCUAUCUAUCUGAUGAUAUACUCUACACUAUUAGGAAGAACCUCAAUGAUCAAGAAUUGCAGCUGGAUGAGAAGCAAAUAAAGAAUUAUUGUUUGUUGGAAGUUGAAAAACUUCUACAACAUCGUGGAAAGUCUCUAUUCUACUAUGACGGAAUGCCUCGAGUAACGGAUCUUGACAUCCCCUCUCUUGAUGAUGUUUUGAUACACGAGGAAUUGAGAUAUGACAAACAUGCUUUGGCCGAGGAACAUGCUAGAUUAAUUUCCGCGUUGACAGAGGAUCAAAAGCGUGUUUACGAGACAAUAGUGAGUUCUGUGGAGGCCAACCGUGGCGGUGUGUUCUUCUUAUAUGGACACGGUGGUACAGGGAAAACAUAUCUGUGGAAGACCUUAUCAGCAUAUAUAAGACAUCAAGGAAAUAUUGUGUUGAACGUAGCUUCAAGUGCGAUCGCAUCAUUGCUCCUUCCUGGUGGAAGAACGGCACAUUCCAGGUUUAAAAUCCCACUCACAGCAGCGGAAGAUUCAACUUGCAAUAUAAAGCCAGGAAGUGCCCUUGCGAAGCUAAUUCAAAUGACGAAAUUGAUAAUUUGGGACGAGGCACCUAUGACUAAUAAGUACUGCUAUGAAGCUCUUGAUAGAACUAUGCGGGAUAUUCUUCGACAUUCAUAUGGUUGUGAUGGGAGCAAACCUUUUGGUGCAAAAACAAUUGUCUUUGGCGGAGACUUUAGACAGAUUCUACCGGUAAUUCCAAAGGGUAGCAGGCAAGAUAUUGUGCAAGCGACUUUAAACUCAUCCUUCCUUUGGCCGUUUUGCAAGGUACUAAGGCUAACGAAGAACAUGAGAGUGCGGAGUGGAUCAGACGAUCUUAAUUCUGCAAACAUACAAUGGUUCAUUGAUUGGAUUUUAAAGAUAGGGGACGGGGUUCUAGGUGACAAUGAGGAUGGAGAAUCAUAUAUUCACAUACCUGAAGAAUUCCUCGUGCCUUGGAUUUCUGAUCCAGUUACUUCUAUUGUCCAAAGUACAUAUCCCGAUUUCUUGACACAUUGCACAUCGCCAUCAUAUUUAAUGUCAAGAGCAAUACUUGCGCCAACAGUUGACGAGGUGGAUAAGGUUAAUGAUUACAUGCUCGCACAACUACCAUCAGAAAUGAAGACAUAUUUCAGCUCUGAUUCUGCAUCAUUGUCUGAUUCUGAUAGUAGUUUGUUGCAAGAGAUCCAUUCUCCAGAAUACCUUAAUGGAAUCAAAUGUUCCGGAGUACCUAGCCAUGAGCUCAAAUUAAAAGUGGGUGCCCCUGUGAUGCUUAUGAGGAAUCUUGAUCAAUCAUUGGGUUUGUGUAAUGGCACUCGACUUUUAGUGACCCGACUUGGAAAAAAUGUUAUUGAGGCCCAAAUGUUGUCAGGGCCAACUGCCGGCCAAAAGCAUUUCAUUCCCCGUCUUACCUUGACUCCUUCUGAUGUCAAACUGCCAUUCACCUUUCAGCGUAGGCAAUUUCCUCUUAUGGUUAGUUAUGCGAUGACUAUAAAUAAGAGUCAGGGUCAGUCAUUGGAAAAUGUUGGGAUAUUCUUACGGCGACCGGUUUUUAGCCAUGGGCAGCUUUACGUUGCUGUAUCAAGAGUCACGAGUCCAGCUGGUUUGAAGUUUUUGAUAUGUGAUGAUAAUGGUAGACCGACAAACUCCACAUUAAAUGUUGUAUACAAAGAGGUCUUUACCAAUUUGUAGUUUUACAUUUUGCCUUGAAUAAAUUUGAGAACAUUUUAAUUUUAAUUCCAUAUUACAAUAUUAUGCACUCAUUUGUAAAAAUAAUUUAAUUA